Molecule: messenger RNA, 743 nt
Organism: Epinephelus fuscoguttatus (brown-marbled grouper)
Lineage: Eukaryota; Metazoa; Chordata; Actinopteri; Perciformes; Serranidae
Product: histone H2A, sperm-like
Exons: 1
Coding region: 35-421 (128 amino acids)
Cellular component (GO): nucleosome
Molecular function (GO): DNA binding; protein heterodimerization activity; structural constituent of chromatin
Source: RefSeq, a predicted model, not a curated record
GUUCUCUCUUUGAAAGCCAAAGAAAAUAAACAAGAUGUCUGGUCGUGGUGGCGGAAAAACUGGAAAGGUCAAAGCCAAGGCGAAGAGCCGCUCAUCUCGGGCCGGGCUUCAGUUCCCUGUCGGCCGUGUCCACAGGCUCCUGAGGAAGGGCAACUACGCUCAGCGGGUCGGUGCCGGAGCUCCGGUGUACCUGGCGGCGGUGCUGGAGUAUCUGACCGCUGAGAUCCUGGAGCUGGCUGGGAACGCUGCCCGCGACAACAAGAAGACCAGGAUCAUCCCCCGUCACCUGCAGCUGGCCGUCCGCAACGACGAGGAGCUCAACAAGCUGCUGGGCGGAGUCACCAUCGCUCAGGGCGGCGUGCUGCCCAACAUCCAGGCGGUGCUGCUGCCCAAGAAGGCCGAGAAGCCUCCCAAGAAGUAAACACCCGGCUACAAACAAACAAACAAACAAACAAACGGCUCUUUUCAGAGCCACACACACUGAACUAAAGACUCUGAUCCUGUCUUACUGUCUGUGUGAUGUUACAGUGUUUAUGAAGUGGUUAAACACUGAAACACAUCUGAGCCUGAUGACAGUCGUUAUCACCAAACAUCAACAGUCAAGAAACAUUAUUUUCUUAAUAUUCGCUACACAAAGCAUGACAGAACACACAUGAAUGACUACAGAGCAAAAUUAAGAUGAAGACUAGUUAAAAGCUCUGGUUUACGCCAUGUAAUGACAUCCUUAAUGGUUCCCUUUGACA